Molecule: messenger RNA, 1182 nt
Organism: Gossypium raimondii (Peruvian cotton)
Lineage: Eukaryota; Viridiplantae; Streptophyta; Magnoliopsida; Malvales; Malvaceae
Exons: 6
Coding region: 134-985 (283 amino acids)
Biological process (GO): vesicle-mediated transport
Cellular component (GO): Golgi apparatus; membrane
Molecular function (GO): small GTPase binding
Source: RefSeq, a predicted model, not a curated record
UGACACAAAACAAACAGGAAAAAUUAUUUACAAAAAAUAAAAAUAAAAACCUCUCGACUUCAACAAGAGAGAGAAGAUCUGUAGAACGAAGAGAAGAGAAGGGAAAAAAAAGUGAAAGAAAAGAGACGCAAAGAUGAUGUCCGGAGGUUAUACCAGCAUUGAUAACCAGAAAGUUUCUGGAUCCGUACCCGCCGUUUCGGAUUCCGGCCGUGUCCCGGUCCAAUUCGCAGAUUCGGGCCUUCAAACAUUUCCUCCAUCGGGUGUGCAGGGGAAGAUCUCUGGUGGAACUCUACCUCCAUCUGAUGCCGACGAUUCAUUUUCAAGACCUGCUGGUGGCUCUUCUAGUGGCUCUGAUGAACCACAAGCAAGUGGAUGGCUUCAUAAAUUCACAGUUGCUGCAUACAAGCCAUAUUUUGAUGUUGAUACUACAGAUGUUUUGGAUAGACUUAAGGAGUCACUCUAUCCAUUUAGGGGAACAUUUACAGAGAAAACAGCUACCAACCCAGAUUUAUAUGGACCAUUCUGGAUUUGCACCACUCUUAUAUUUGUAGCAGCGUCUAUUGGGACAUUUGUGACCUAUGUAGCACACAAGCUCCGGGAUAAAGAAUGGAAUUAUGACAUAAAUCUGGUUACAUGGUCUGCUGGUGUGUUCUAUGGCUAUGUCACUGUCGUUCCUCUUGUCUUGUAUGUUAUUCUCAAGUACUUCUCAGCACCAUCAGGCCUUGUCCAACUGUUUUGUCUAUAUGGAUACUCAUUAUUUAUCUUUAUUCCAGCACUGUGUCUAUCUGUUGUCCCCUUGGAAAUUUUCAGAUGGAUAAUUGCAGCUGUAGCUGGGUUCAUGUCAGCAACUUUUGUGGCACUUAAUCUCAAAGCUCACAUUACUUCAGCUGGAGAAAGAUGGGUCUUGAUCGUUGCUGGCAUCUUUCUGUUGCAGCUGGGUCUUGCUGUUGUGCUCAAACUCUAUUUGUUCACCGUUUCGGUAUAAGAGUAAGCCGUUCUUCCGUAAAGCUAAAUCGGUUUAGUUGUAGAUCACAAAGAAAGUGAAUUUUUGUCCUUCGGCCGUUUAAUUGGCGAAAAUAUUAUUCAUGAUCAAGUAAAAACAUCAUGUAUUCAUUCAUUUUUAAUGCCUGUGGGAAUAUGAAUUGCAAUUGGGUAUCCCAAUGUAAUUGCAGCUUUUCUUCA